CAACUCUAGUUUAUUAAACCAACUAAGAAAAAAUCAAUUCUUCAUCUUCCAUAAAAAAAACAUCAAUUUUCCCCAGAUCAUGGCACACUUGGUCUCUUCUCUUCCAACUCUCUGCACUCUUCUACUUCUGUGCUUCAUUUCAGGUGGAACGCUGAAUCUUGUUGAUGGACAGGCACCUGGGCAGGGAGCUUGGUGUAUUGCGAAACCAUCGACUCCAGAUGACACGCUGACAGAAAACUUAGACUACGCAUGCGCUAACAUCGAUUGCAGCAUUACAAAGGAAGGUGGCCCUUGUUUUGAACCUCAAACUCUGAUCAACCACGCUUCGGUAGCUAUGAAUCUGUAUUACCAGAGUCAGGGAAGGCAUACCUGGAACUGUGACUUCAAGACUACUGCUGUGAUAUCAGUCACUGAUCCAAGUUUUGGCACUUGCACGUUCCUGUUCAAUCAGACUGUGAAGACGCGCUAGUUUUGGUUUUCAAGUCUGUCGAUGCAUUCUGCAGUUUGUAAUCACAGACCCGAAAGGUUGCAUCUAUUUUUCUGUAGUAUGAAUUAUGAUAUAUCUGAGAUCAAGAAGUAUUUUGAACAUAUCAAAUUAUCAAAUGUAAUGGGGCAUCACAUAUACCAAAAGAGGUUAUUAUACUUUGGUAAAGUUAUAGUUGCCUAUACAUAAACAAAGCACGAUAUGAAGGUACUGCAAAUAUCAUGCAAGUUCAAUAGUUAAAUGUCAAGUCUUGUU
Messenger RNA from Daucus carota subsp. sativus, 739 nucleotides. RefSeq names its product glucan endo-1,3-beta-D-glucosidase-like. The record is from RefSeq and is a predicted model, not a curated record. Bases 80 to 469 code for a protein of 129 amino acids. NCBI's taxonomy places the organism in Eukaryota, Viridiplantae, Streptophyta, Magnoliopsida, Apiales, Apiaceae. The transcript has 4 exons.